AUGGACACAUUGGCCCAACCGCAUAGGGUGGAGACAUCUUCUAUACGAAACAAUGGUUUAUCAGAAAACGCAAGAGCUAACGAAGAAAAACUGGCGAGACCUUCGUUGGGUCCGGCGAAGCACAGCUCGCGCAGUCCAAAGGUCUGCGCGCGUUGUAACGAAGUUAUAAUACGCGGGUCACUCAAAGCUCUUGGGCGGUACUAUCACGAAAACUGUUUUGUGUGUUAUGAUUGUGGCAAAGUAUGCAAACCCAAGUAUUUCCCGUUUGAGGACCCCGAAACAAAACAACUUAUACCACUUUGCCAGCAAGAUUAUUUUAAACGUAACAAUCUGUUGUGUCAUGUUUGUGGACAUGCUCUUAGAGGCGUUUACUACAACGCUUUUGGAAAACUAUAUGAUGAAGAACACUUCUGCUGUAAAAUUUGCAAAGCGAAAUGUGGUGUUAAUACAUGCUUUAAUUACAAGGACGACCUAUAUUGCAAAUUCCACUUCCUCAAGUACUUUUCAAACCGUUGCAAAGGCUGCAACUACCCAAUAUCGGACCAGUAUAUUGAAUUUCCUCGAGGUGACGAGGUUCAUCGUUGGCACCCGGAGUGCUACGGAGUUCACAAAUACUGGCACGUCAACCUGCCUCCAGAGGCAGUUGGUCUGCCCCAAAUAGAAAUUGCAAAUCCUGAAGAUAUCUCUGAGAUGGAGAAAGAAGGAGGCAACCGUGGCGAUUUAGAAAAAUAUGUCAAUUCCUUCAGCAAGUUGGUCUCCAAAACGUGGUCAGUGCUUUAUCGUUUCGAGGAAGAGACCGCGGUUUGUAUAUCAGACAUGUUUCAGUACCUGACCAGUUUUGAUCAAUUGAAGGGUCUCAAUUCUGCGGCUUUGUUUGUUCUAAAAAUCGAGUGUCAAUUUAAAGCUCUGGAUUCUCUAGAAUCUCUUUACACCUACGGCACAAUCGAUGGUUCACACUCUAGUAGUGUUAAAAACGACCGGGACUCAUCAGCAAGCAAACUUCCGAUGGAAUCAAAUAUGGAAUCGCAUAUGAAAUACGCGAAACUGCCACGCAACUUGUCCACCAAAGUUAUGAUCUACCUUCAAUUACUGCGAAAGCUGAGCUCAGCUUCCAAAGAGAAGGACGUGAGUGUAUCGUCUCUUAUGUCUGUCAUAACAGGGGUCGCGCAUUUUUUGAAGCUAUUAGUGCGACAUGGUUUACAGACAGCCCUAGACCGAAAUAAAGCGGCACAUUCAGCUAACGCCUUGAUAAAAUAUUUGCGAGAGAUCGAAAAGAACGAAUUGAUUGAGGGCGAACCCUUCAGGUUUAUAAACGUGGGAAUUGACGCCACAGACUGUUGCCCGGUAUGCGGCAAAUACAUUCAAGAGGAGUGCAUACAGUUCAAAAAUAUUAGAUGGCACAGAUCUUGUUUUCAUUGUUCUUCAUGUCAUAAAAGUAUUGACUCCUUUGGAGUUGCUGAUGCUGCUUUUAACAGUAAAGCGAAUUCUGUGCUGUGUGCCCAAUGCGCUGUAGACGAUCCUGAAUCCUCAACAGGCUUCUCUUCUGUCACAAAACUUUCACAGCUCAUAUUCCUUCUUAAGAUUGCUCUCGUUAGGUCCAAAGCAGUUAUGGAAAUACAACUCAAGAACAGAGAAGCACUCAAGCGCUCAAACAGUAUCAAGGAAUCAAUUUCCAUGCAGCAAACUUACAUCAGAACACUAAAUGAUAUCAAAAGGUUGAAAUCCAGAAGGCAGAGUGUACCUCUCGCUACAACUAAUAAACAAGAAGCACGCCGGUCGCGCAUUCUUGAAACGUCUGAGAUCGACGUUAAAGCAAACAUUCCCGAAGAAAAGUGUCUGGUGAUACAAACUGAUAAAAGCUCGACACAGGAGGCAGAAAAUCAAAACAUGUUCAAUAGUACCAAGACUUUGACACUUGACGACAUUUCCCGCAUUGUUGCAGCAGAGCAAGCAAGAGAACUGAGGCCCAAUGCAUUCACGCACUUCAAGAAACUGAAAGAGAACGACGAGGAGGAAGUGAAGCUAGUCAAUAACAAAAGCGGGAUUUACUAUUCUGAGCUAAAAACCGAGGAUCAGUACCUGAUAAAAUUGAUUUCUCUUUCCUUAAUCGUUUUGCAUGCUCAAGACUUGAUUCAUGACGCAAGUGUAAUUGAAACGCUUAUUCCACAACCACCGCAGAAGCACCAAAAAAAUCCACAUAAUUUCUGGUACAAAAUGAAAACGAUAAUGAGUAAGGAAGGCAAAAAGUCCUCAGCUACUAACAUUUUUGGCUGCCCCUUGGAGCAACUAGCUAUCCAGUGGGGGGUAGACUCUGACCUAGGGAUAGGUCCUACAAAGAUCAAAAUUCCCAUAAUCGUUGACGAGCUCAUAUCUUCGUUGAGACAGCUAGAUAUGUCGGUUGAAGGUGUUUUCAGAAAAAACGGGAACAUUCGGAAACUCAGAGAGAUGUCCAAAUUCAUUGACGACAGCCCUUCAGAAGUACCAGAUUUUUCCAAAGAAAACGCGGUCCAGCUUUCGGCUCUUCUGAAGAAGUUUCUCAGAGAGCUUCCUGAUCCAUUGUUGACGUCACAACUAUAUGAUAUAUGGAUUCGGGUUGCUAAAGUCGAGUCGGAUUUGGAAAGGCACAAGUACUUUAGCCUACUGUACGCAUUGUUGCCUGCCUUCAAUAGAAAUGUCGCGGAGGUUCUGUUUUCUUUUUUGCAUUGGGCUUCAUCCUUUUCACAUAUUGACUCUCAGAUGGGCUCAAAAAUGGAUAUUCAUAACCUGUCUACAGUUAUGACACCUAACAUUCUUUAUCAGCAAGGCACAACUACAAAUCAGCCCACAGUUCAUGGCGGUGCCAUUCACAAUACCUACAACGACGCAUUCGCUCAAAAUGAAGGUGAAAACUACUUUCUUGCCAUCGAAGUUAUUGAUUAUCUUAUAAAUCAUAACGAGGACUUGGCUGUUGUGCCAAAGUACAUGGUUGUACUUCUUGAGAAGGUGAAGGGUGAGCCUUUGGCCGAUUUUGAGACAGUCAAAAAAAUCAUUCAGACCUUGAAGAUGUCGAGUGAUUUGAACUUCGCGGACUACGGCUUAGUUGAGCCUGUCAAAAUGAAGAAGUCGGCAUCUGUCGCAAAGGUCGAAGUGAAAGGUAACGAAUCAGGAUAA
Molecule: messenger RNA, 3150 nt
Organism: Lachancea meyersii CBS 8951
Lineage: Eukaryota; Fungi; Ascomycota; Saccharomycetes; Saccharomycetales; Saccharomycetaceae
Source: the annotation of a GenBank genome assembly